AUGUAUCAGCAAUAAAGCUUAAGAAAUUUAUUUCUUCGAACAAAUGGAUUAAUAAGAAUUAGACCAAAAGUGAGAGUAACAGAUAAUUACACCCUAUCUCUUGUGUAUACUCCAGGGGUUGGCCAUAUUUGCAAAGUAAUUUAAAGUGAUCCAGAUCAAUUAUAUGAUUUGACAAUUACCAAUAAUUCUAUUGCCUUAUUAGCAGAUGGAUCAAAAUUUAACCUUGCAAAACCUUAGAAAAUGAUUCCAAACUUAGAAGCUACAAGUGCACUCUAUAAAGCUUUUUAUGAUGUUGAUGCAUACCCAAUUGUCCUAAAUAGAAAUAUAAUGCAAAAUGUCUCUGAUUACUUGCUUGUGAUUGAUAAUUUGUCUCCAACAUACAAAACAAUUGUUUUGAUAGAUAUUGAGAGUAGUCUGGCAUGCUAAAUAUUAUAAGCAGUCGAGAAAACAAAAUUAGACUGCAGUGUUAUAAUCACGAAUUCGGAAAAUCUUAGAGAAUAAUUAUAUGAUGCUGCAUUGAUAAAGGCUACCUUAGAUUGCAGAUCUAUCUUAAAACCUUCUUAAUUAGAAGUGGUGAGAAAAGCAAUAACUUCAAUCGAUUUUAAAGGAUUACCAAACAAUUUAACUAAUAUUUUAAUUUCUGCUUAUGCUUAAGGAUUAUAAGAAAUUCACAAAAACAAAUGGUAUCAUCACACAGUACGAAAUGUUGAACCUGAUUAAUUUGUAAAAAAACUAAAUGAUCUGUACAUUUAUGGAGAUAUAGCAUAGUAUAAUAAAUGGUCGGAUGGGCAUUUGCUUUAAAAAAAUGAUUUUUAUCAAAAUGCUUUGGAAUUGCAUAGAAGAUAUAAUGGAAUGAUUACAAUAGAGUUAAAGUUUAGUCCUAGAUCAUUAGAAGACUUAUUCAAGAUUUACGAGUCAUCUUAUAAAAAGGAUGAACUCGGUUAAUUAAGAUAGAUGCUCAUUGAUGAUCCAAAUAAAUUAAGAGAGAUCACAUUUUAAAAAAACUACGCUGCAAUAAUUACAAAUGGGACAGCUAUUUUAGGAUUAGGAAAUAUAGGGCCAGCUGCAGGAUCACCAGUUAUGGAAGGAAAGUCGGUUUUAUUUAAUGCUUUGGGAGGCAUUGAUCUAAUGCCAAUAUGUUUAAAGGAGAAAGACCCUCAAAAAUUAGUUAAGAUUAUAAGAUGUAUUGCUCCAAUAUUUUCAGCAAUUAACCUAGAAGAUCUUAGAGCACCUGAUUGUUUCCCUAUUGAAGAAGAAGCUGUGCAUAAUCUUCAUAUCCCAUUAAUGCAUGAUGAUCAACAUGGCACUGCUGUUGUCAGUUUAGCAGCUGUUAUUAAUUAUAUAAAAUUGACAAAGAAGAACAUCAAAGACCUGAAGUUGGUAAUCAAUGGUGCAGGUGCAGCUGGAGUUGCUAUUUGCAAAUUGCUACAUGGACAUGGUAUUUAAGACAUCAUUAUUUGUGACACUACUGGUAUCAUAUAUGAAGGAAGGCCUUAGAACAUGAACGAAUUCAAAAAUGAAUUAGCUUCUUUUACAAAUCAAAAUAAAAUUAAAGGAGUUUUGAAAGAUGCAGUGAAGGGAAGAGAUUUAUUUGUAGGAGUGUCAACUGCUGGAUCUCUGACUAAAGAAAUGAUUAAGAGUAUGAAUAAGAAUCCAUUUAUUCUUGCUUUGGCUAAUCCAGAACCUGAAAUUAUGCCUGAUGAUGCCAUUGAAGCUGGGGCCUUUAUCAUAGCAACUGGAAGAUCUGAUUUCAAUAAUCAAGUAAACAAUUCCCUUGCAUUUCCUGGUAUCUUUAGAGGAGCCAUCGAUACGAGAGCAAGAGAAAUCAAUUUAGAAAUGAAAAUUGCUGCUGCUUAUGCCAUUGCUAAUAGUAUUAAAGAUUCAGAUCUUUGUCCUACUAGGAUAUUACCAGGUGCAUUAACUGCAGAUAUUCCAGCCAAUGUUGCCAGAGCAGUUGCGAUUGCUGCUAUGUAGACUGGAGUGGCAAAAAUAAAUAUUGAUCCAGAUAAGGUCUUCGAUUAGGCUAGGAAACUAAUUAUGGAAGGAAAUAUGCCCUCUUUGUGA
Messenger RNA from Paramecium tetraurelia, 2064 nucleotides. RefSeq lists its product as uncharacterized. Lineage: Eukaryota; Ciliophora; Oligohymenophorea; Peniculida; Parameciidae. The record is from RefSeq and is a predicted model, not a curated record. Gene Ontology annotation, molecular function: malate dehydrogenase (decarboxylating) (NAD+) activity; NAD binding. The transcript has 7 exons.